AGUCCGCACCUCUGAAGCCCCCAUUUCUCGGAACACGAUUACAACAACUACAAAUAAAACAGAUACUUCUUAUGCUUACAUUGAUACAGACUUAUAUAUAGCUAAGUUUAAAACAGUUUACAUUCCCACCUCCUUGAUCUACAUGAGCAAACGCGUUUUUCUUGACCCGUUGGUUCCUAGGGUCCGCAGAUGCAAUGCCUGCCAACGCUUCGGACAUCUGGCACAAUAUUGCAGGUCGGGCACGGCCCCUCAUAGGAUCAUUUGUGAGAGAUGCUGUGAGAAAGGACACGCCAAAUCCGUGUGCACUGGUCCUGCGCGAUGCAUCAACUGCAUCAGAGCCCAACUGGACCGAGUGGACCAUGAGGCCUCCGCUGGCACUUGCCCAUCCUUCCUGAAGGAGAAAGGCAUUCGGAUGAUUAUGGCCAGAUUUAACGUCCUACGACCGGAGGCCGACGAGAUAUAUAUUGAAUGCGGAGGAGUUCCCGGCCGGAGAUGGACCCGAUAUUCUCGCGCGAUUCCUAACCCUACUUUGGGUGAUUUUCUACCACCUCGUACGACGGCCCCGUCUUAUGCAGACGUUGUGGCCGCACCAUCAUCAAAACACCCGCCAGUGGAGAUACCGGAUACCUUAAUUAUCCCUUCAACGUUCGAUUCCUGGAGAUGCCUGUGGACACCGAGUGCGGCCUCGCGGUACGCAACUCCGAUGAUCCUGCCGGCUCCUGGAACAAAUUUAUACGAAAAUCCGACGUUUCCCAUGUACUUUACACUGACGGAUCCAGAAAAUGCUAUGGCCUGGCCGAACGAACUUCCUAUGCUCUAGUGUCCCUGAAUCCUCAGUACACUCUGGCUAAACGAAUAAAUAAUCAUUCAUCUAUCUUCGAAUUUGAGGCACUUGCCGUUGGACGGGCUGUCCGAUUUGCUCUGGAUCACUUUUGGACUGACACUAUCGUUGCUUCGGACUCUCUAAGCGUACUUACCUGCUUGAAGAACUCGGACCCUCACGGAAACAACGCUCCAUGCAUUUACGAAAUCAAGACCUUAUACAAGAAUUGCCUCUCUAGGAAUCUUCGAAUUCGCUUUGUCUGGUUACCCAGCCAUAAGAACAUCGAGGGAAACGAAUCUGCGGAUCGGGCUGCCAAACGCGCUUUGCUCUCUCCUGAUCCCUUUCUAACGGCCAAGUGCCACUACCGGAAUUUAUAUUCCCGCUUUCGCGCCCAGGCACUAACAGAAUCAGUGAGAAAAAUUCUAACUGAGAGCACAGUCAAAGGAGUCACCUAUUUUAACAAAAAAAGGAACAUUCUUUCUCCACCUUGGUACUUGGAGCAUCGACACACCAUGCCUGCUCCUGUUAUUAAGCUUAUCUCUAGACUGCGGACCCGACACAUUUGCGUGGGCGCCUUUCUGGCUUCCAAGGGGAUCGUCGCCUCCUCUGACUGCCCAUGUGGACACCGACUGAAGGAUGCUGAUCACGUCUUUUUCCACUGCCCUCUUUAUCGGGACGACUCAGAUGCCUUAAUCAGCAAGCUCCACCGCAUAGAUCCUAUCUGUAACCUCAGCAUUGUGGACCUUGCCUUUUCCGACAAUGUGGACAUCUACAAAGCAUUACACAGCUUCGUCGUAGACACCCAAUUGCGCCUGUGAUCUCCUCUUGUACUUCCCUCUGCUUUUGCUCAGCCAAUCCGGACACAGCUUUUCUCUUUUUUGCCUUCCUCCAUUGGCUAAUUGCCUUCAUGCACGCACACUCAUUCGCGGCUUUUCCGUUGCAUCAUAGUUUCUCAUCUUUUUAUUUUAACAUGUCUUCUCAUUGGUUCUUUUUACUCGAAGAAUGGCGUAUGGGUAUAAAGGGCCCUCUAGCCAACAUCACACCGAACCGAACCGAACCGGCUUGCAGGGCUGAAAAGCGAUUGCACAUUCUCUCUUACAGGUCUGGGCUGUGUUCAGUUAAGCAAGAUGGAACGAACUAAUGGAGGAAAUGCAGGA
Molecule: messenger RNA, 1980 nt
Organism: Pseudomyrmex gracilis
Lineage: Eukaryota; Metazoa; Arthropoda; Insecta; Hymenoptera; Formicidae
Exons: 2
Coding region: 143-820 (225 amino acids)
Molecular function (GO): nucleic acid binding; RNA-DNA hybrid ribonuclease activity
Source: RefSeq, a predicted model, not a curated record